UGAAGAAAGAAAUAAGCAGACGAUGCAAGCGAUCUGUGUUCUACAGUGGACGUGUAGUAUUCUCUGAAAUGGUGAACAAAGGCUCUUCCCACAACAGGACUUCUUCUACUGCCAGAUUUCUCCCAAGAAAACGAUCCCCUUAUGCCAUCACACUAUACAUUAUCUCUCUCUUUGCUUUCUCCAUAUUCAUAUUUCAGUUCUAUACGAGGAGUAUGUUGGAGGAAGAUGAACAAAAAUCACAUUUUUCUGAAGAAAUUCAGUCUAAGCAGAUGCCCGAAGAACCACUUUGGGAUGCUCCUUUUAGCUUUGGUUUACAUCCAUGUGUCAAGCCUACUUCUAAAUAUACAGCUGCCCAACUAUCAGAGCACUAUAUUACUGUGCGAAGUAAUGGAGGAUUAAAUCAGAUGCGAACUGGUAUAUCUGACAUGGUGGCUGUUGCUCACAUCAUGAAUGCAACUCUAGUCAUUCCUCAACUAGAUAAGCGAUCAUUCUGGCAAGACUCUAGUACGUUUUCAGAUGUAUUUGAUGAACUUCAUUUCAUUGAAACCUUGAAAGGAGACAUCAGGAUUUUGAAGGAGCUCCCAAAGAAUUUAGAAACUGUUCCUCGGGCCCGGAAGCACUUCACUUCCUGGUCCGGUGUGGGUUACUAUGAAGAGCUGACACACUUAUGGAAGGAUUAUCUGGUAAUUCAUGUUGCAAAAUCGGAUUCACGACUUGCAAACAAUAAUCUGCCUCUUGAUAUCCAGAGGUUGAGAUGCCGUGCUUUAUAUCAUGCACUCCGCUUCUCUCCCCCAAUUGAGAGCCUAGGAAAGAAGCUGGUGGAGCGGCUGAGAACACGAGGAAGGAGAUAUAUUGCUCUUCAUCUGAGAUAUGAGAAAGACAUGCUGUCUUUUACUGGUUGUUCUUAUGGCCUGACUGAUAUGGAAUCUGAAGAGCUGAGAACUAUGAGGGAGACCACAAACCAUUGGAGGGUCAAAGAGAUAAACUCAACAGAGCAGCGAAUAGGAGGCUUUUGUCCACUAACUCCCAAGGAGGUUGGGAUAUUUCUUCGUGCUCUCGGUUAUCCUCCAUCAACAUUAAUUUAUAUUGCCGCUGGAGAAAUUUAUGGUGGUAAUACUCGCCUUUUGGAGCUUAUGUCCCGCUUCCCAAACAUAGUUCUCAAGGAAACACUUGCAACCCAGGAAGAAUUGAAAGCAUUCGCUAGUCAUGCAUCUCAAGCUGCAGCACUUGAUUACAUUAUCUCUGUGGAGAGUAAUGUGUUCGUCCCAUCAUAUUCUGGUAAUAUGGCAAGAUCUGUUGAGGGGCACCGCAGAUAUUUAGGCCACCGCAAGACUGUCACCCCUGACAGGAAAGGACUUGUCAAACUUUUUGAUAAGCUGGAAACUGGAGAGCUUAAAGAAGGAUCCUCAUUGUCAUUUCAUGUACGCCAGAUGCAUGAGAACAGGCAAGGAGCUCCAAGGAAAAGGAGAGGCCCGCAGCUGGGAAUUAAAGGCCGAGCACGUUUGAGGACCGAAGAAUCCUUUUAUGAAAAUCCAUACCCUGAAUGUAUAUGUAGUUCAAAAAGGCAACAUGAAAUGACAUAAAGCCAUGACAGUGCUAAUGUUUGGUGUUUUCUUCAUUUUGAGACUGAGGUACCCCUUGAUUAUUGUGAUUUCAUAUAAAUGAAAAGCUCUGGUAAUUGG
Messenger RNA from Corylus avellana, 1682 nucleotides. RefSeq names its product O-fucosyltransferase family protein. NCBI's taxonomy places the organism in Eukaryota, Viridiplantae, Streptophyta, Magnoliopsida, Fagales, Betulaceae. Gene Ontology annotation, cellular component: cytoplasm; nucleus. The record is from RefSeq and is a predicted model, not a curated record.